Messenger RNA from Amaranthus tricolor (Joseph's coat), 1675 nucleotides. RefSeq lists its product as uncharacterized. Gene Ontology annotation, molecular function: protein binding. Lineage: Eukaryota; Viridiplantae; Streptophyta; Magnoliopsida; Caryophyllales; Amaranthaceae. The record is from RefSeq and is a predicted model, not a curated record. The coding region runs from base 172 to 1473 and encodes 433 amino acids. The transcript has 9 exons.
UUUAUUUGGAGGUCAUUAUAUUUUAGAAGAGGAAGAGAAAAGAAUAGUCUGUUGGGGGAUGGACAUAGGAGAACGAGCCCUAGACUAUCAGCUUCAUCAUCUCAGAUUCAAGGUGAUUGUAACAAGCAAUUCCAGAAUGGUGGUGCUAAUGCCAUUGGUGCAAGGAAAACAAUGUCAAAAGAGUUGUUUGGGCCACCAUUAUGCAACUCUGAUAACAACCAAGAUGACCUUGUGACAUUCUUCUCUGCCGCACAUUAUUCCAGUACAUAUCCACUCCGCAGCUACAAGAAGAAUGAUGGAGCACCAGAUUUUCAUAAAGAUCAUUUGAAAGAUGAUGAGUCAUGGUUACCUGAUAAAAGCACCUUAGAGCUUGUUCUAGAUACAUUACAGAGGAAAGAUGCAUAUGACAUUUUUGCUGAGCCAGUUGAUCCUGCUGAGGUUGAAGAAUACUACGAAAUAAUUAAAGAGCCUAUGGAUUUUGGCACCAUGAGAGCUAAACUUCAUGAAAGCAUGUACAAGAAUCUUCAACAAUUCAAGCAUGAUAUAUAUUUGAUAUUUGGGAAUGCUCUGCAUUUUAACUCCUCAAAUACGGUGUACUUCAGACAGGCCCGUAUUUUGGAUGAAUUAGCAAGGAAGGUUUUCCAUGUUCUGGAAACUGAUCCUGAAAAUUUUAAACUGGAAUUCAGUACGACAAGGAGAAGAUCAAGUAGAAGAUUUGAUGGUGAACUUAGUAGUUUCACUUCUGCCUCCUGCAGGAACCAAGCAAGAGAUUCUACUGAUCUUCGUCAAAAAGCUGGUAAUAAAAGACAAACUAGUGCUUGUGCGUAUGAACGGCGUUCUACAUACAAACCCGGGAUGUGCUUGCAAGACAAACCAAGUUCAAUUAUUUCACCUAUAUAUGGCACAAAACCACUUACACGGGCAAAUGAGGCAGAUGUUGGAUUCAAAGAAAGCUUAAUGUUGUUCGUAAAAGAUUUAGGACCAACUGCUGGUAGGGUGGCGGAAAGGAAGUUGCAAGAAUUAAAGAUGCAGGGCAUGAGUAGCCUUGAUAUGAAAAAUAAAGAUUCAAAAACAGCGCAGGAUACAAGAAAACUAAGAGAAGCGGGCACAAGUAAAGAGGGUCCCGCGAUAGACAAGGUUAAGUGGACUGAAAGAGCCAGAGCCAAUACAGAGAUGAGUUACUAUGGGAAUAGGAUUACAACAAGUAUGAGUAUGAAUCUUCCAGUGGCAGUGAAGGAGUUGAAGCAGACUCAGGUUGGCAACUUGGACUUGAAUCAGACUCGGGUCUUAAAUUCUCAAACUGCAUCUGCGUCUACAUUGCAGUUGCACCACCAUCUUUGUUCUCUACCUCAUGCUUCAACAACAACUUCUCAACUACUCAAUAAUAUGAAUAUGUCACCAUCACUCUCUACAUGCUUCCUUUUCGGGAUUCCUUUGUCAACGUACUCAUCACUCAAUAUAAAUAUGCCUUAGCAGCUAAUUCAACUCGAAGCAAUCUAAUAACUCAGAGACAUCAAACAUUACUAGUCAAGUGUACUAGGAGUUGUUUCUAGAGCUUUAAAAGCGUGAGAGCUUCUUUUACAUACCUUCAUUAACAAAAUCUAGUAUAUAUGUUAUGUACUUGUGUUUCCCUCUUAUUUUUCCUUCUAAUAUAUGUUCCAUGAUGCUAAUAUAU